UUGACAUACAAGCGGUAGUUCUUGUGUUUUGUUUUGUUGGAUUGGAAAAGAGCGAGUAGAAACACUUCUUCUAAAGACUGUUUUUUUUACAUACAUGUAGCUAGUCUCUUCUCAAGCCACUAGGCCUAUCUCAUGGAGAAUGAGUCAUCAGUCUGAAGAAGAAUCAGGCAAGAAACGGCUGCGACAGACUAGUCUCGAGGAUUGCUUCAGCUCAGUCAUUAAGCGCCAAAGAAGGCUACAGGAAGCAGAAGAAUCCAUCCUGGAUGACAUUGAGACGAGUGAGAUGAAUGUCAAACCUUCAGAGGUUUUCUCAGAGAAGCAGAGGAUGAUGCGAGAGCAGAUGGCGGCUGCCGCGGAGAGGAGAAGGGAGUCGCAAUCUCCGUACUCGACCCCGCCCCAUGACGAGCCGCCCUCACCAGAGAGCGACCCGAACAUUGACGCUAAACUAAACGAAUCAUGCCCAACCACAUCUCACAAUCAACCAAAGCCCAAGGGCAGUGAUGGCUUGAACGUCGACAAACCAUCAACAAGCACAACAGGAAAUAAACUCAAAGACACAGCAAACAGCAGUAGCAGCUACAGGAAAUCAACAGGAAACGGUAGCAGGAACUUUGAGUCGGUGUUCUCUUAUCUGGAAGACAGUGAUAAUGAUGAUAUUGGAGGGUCAUCUUCUUAUCCAUCUAAUAGAACAAGGAGUGGAGCUAAGGACUCCAUCCCUUCUCCCGCCUCGGUUAGAGACAGUCCCAAAAAACCAUCGCCCCGAAAGGUUAACUUGUCCCCAGUUUCUAAGAACACAUUGCAGAAGAAACCUAAGAUAGUUGAUUCCAAGGAUGAGGAGGAUUCAAUUGAAGAUGAGAAAGAUGACGGGAAUAUCUCGCCAACGUUGGAAUAUAACUCAUCGAUGCCGUUAUUCACAGAUUCUGAGCCGCAAUCGUCUCAAGACGUUGAUGUAUCGACAAACAAAGAUGCUGAAAGGAUAGUAUGGAGAGGAGUCAACAUCUCUGAGAUGAACCGAGCACCUGAUUGUCGGACUCCGCUACCUCAGCUCAAACCAAACAACGAACAUACCGUACUCUUCAGGCCAUAUAUACGGACUGGCACCCCACCUCGUCCGUAUCCAGAUGGAUACCGUGAUACAUGGGACACAAACCAUGUCAGGAUGCCAUGCUCCUUGGAAAACCUCUACCCUGUAGAUGGCAAGAACGGCGAAAAGACUGUUCAGAGUCGCUGGGAGCUGAUCGAGCAAACACUACUCUGUCCAAUCACAAACUCCUUAGAACUGGAGGAGGCCAUCUUGACGUACAAUGCUCGCUACUGCACCAAGUGGAACUUCUCAGGAUUGCAUCAUUUCUUCACAGAGGCGGUGGAUCUGAAUGAGACUCAACAUUUCUUCAGUUACCUUCUCCCCAAGAUUGUCAAGCUGGCGUUAAUGCUUCCAAAGAUAUGUACACAGGCGAUACCUCUUCUGAGGCAGCAACAGACCCAUACCAUCACCCUCACCCAGCUUCAGCUUGCCUCCCUCCUCGCCAAUGCAUUCUUCUGUACCUUCCCAAGACGCAACGCUCAACAAAAGAAAUCGGAAUACUCAAGAUUCCCGGACAUCAACUUCAACAGGUUAUUUGAAGGAUCACAAAGGAAGUCUUUGGGAGUCAAUCAACGCAAAGCGGAGAAACUCCGCUGCAUUAUCAACUACUUCAGAAGAAUAGACUUGCAAGUCCCAGCUGGUACCGUCUCAUUCACACGGAAAGCUCUUGAUACAAUGCCGAGAUGGGAGAAGAGUUCUAACACAUUAACGAAGGUUCACGGUAACGUGACUGGAAUGAUUGAAGAUGAGGGAGAGGGAAUGCUGCAGAUGGAUUUUGCCAACAUGUACAUCGGUGGCGGAGCUUUGGGCAACGGCUUGGUGCAAGAGGAGAUAAGAUUCAUGAUUUGUCCGGAGCUUAUCGUCUCCAGACUGUUCACGGAGGUCCUAGAUCCCAACGAGUGCCUCGUCAUCAAAGGUGUAGAGAGGUUCAAUGACUACACAGGGUAUGCUAAUACAUUCCAAUGGACUGGUGACUUUCAAGACAACAUCCCCAGAGAUUCUUGGGGCCGCAAGGAAACUGAAAUAGUCGCUCUCGACGCUCUUGUCUUCCGUAAUUUCUCAGACCAGUUCAAACCGCAGCUUCUUCGCAGAGAACUCAAUAAGGCGUUUUGUGGUUUCUACGAGAAUGGUACACCAGUGGCAAACCUUACAGCCAUUGCAACGGGCAACUGGGGAUGUGGAGCAUUUGGAGGGGACGCUCGACUCAAAGGUCUCUUACAGAUGAUGGCUGCAGCUGAGUGUCAUCGUGACGUGGCCUACUUUACUUUCGGGGAUGCGAAGCUGUGCUUUGAGCUUUGCAAGAUGAAUGAGUUCCUUGUGUCACAAGGUGUGACAGUUGGUGACCUCUGGCUGGUGUUGCAGCGCUACCGAGAGGAAGUCCUCAGUAAAACUAAAAGAAACUUUGCCAAUCUGUACACCUUCAUCUACCAGGUGUACAACGACUUUGAGUCGUCCACUGAUAACGAAGAAGAUGAGGAGGAGGAGAAGGAAGCAGGAAAAGGGGUUGAUGGAGAAGAUGCUGCGAGUGCUAGCCCAGAUUACAGAAUUGAUACUCCGUAGAGUAAAACCACUUUGUUAACUAUCACUGCUGUCGAUUUCACAAAAUUGUUUGUCACUUAUUAUUAAUCUUAGGACUAAGGACGAGUUCAGUUCCUUGUCCAUAGACUUUAGACUUUUUUCAUGUCUGCCUGGUGACAAAACAAUGCUGAUUUUUAAACUCAAGAUAAAAGAAAGACACUGUGGAUACCCAGAAGCUCCUUUGAAUCUUCUCAAGGGGUUAUCAAAAGGUGGAAGUGCUCUCAGUUUAAAGGAAAGGUACACUGCUGGUAAUUG
Messenger RNA from Asterias rubens (European starfish), 2917 nucleotides. Its product is annotated as poly(ADP-ribose) glycohydrolase-like. Gene Ontology annotation, molecular function: poly(ADP-ribose) glycohydrolase activity. Gene Ontology annotation, biological process: carbohydrate metabolic process; regulation of DNA repair; nucleotide-sugar metabolic process. The record is from RefSeq and is a predicted model, not a curated record. The transcript is spliced from 17 exons. Lineage: Eukaryota; Metazoa; Echinodermata; Asteroidea; Forcipulatida; Asteriidae. Gene Ontology annotation, cellular component: nucleus; cytoplasm. Bases 140 to 2644 code for a protein of 834 amino acids.